UUACCGGAGAGAGAAGGCGGGAGGACUCCAUCCACCGCCCAUUAGAACGCAGAAUCAUUACCAAAACCAAAAUCACAUAUACCGACAACCCAUAGUAUCAUAUAUGCCCAAUCUAAGUCUCUCUUUUUCGUUUCUCAAGCUUAGUUAGCUAGCCCUAGCACAAAAAACACCUUCUACUUACUUGUACUACCAUUUUCUUAACUUCCAUGUACAAAAAUUAAGUGUAUAAUUGAAGUAAAAGGCUAUGGAUGAGGAAGGAGAGAUGUCAAGAAGGCCAAGAGGCAGGCCAGCUGGAUCAAAAAACAAGCCCAAACCACCCAUAAUCAUCAACCGGGACAGUGCCAACGCCCUCCGAACACAUAUCAUCGAAAUCGCGGAUGGUUGUGAUGUAAUGGAAAGCGUUUCCAAUUUUUCACGAAGAAGGCAAAGAGGAGUUUGCAUUAUGAGUGGAACGGGAAAUGUUACUAAUGUCAACUUAAAACAACCAGCCUCACCUGGAGAGAUUGUAACUCUACAUGGUCGAUUUGAGAUCUUAUCGUUAUCUGGAUCGUUCCUGCCCCCGCCAGCUCCAUCAGCAGCAUCAGGGUUGACGAUAUAUUUAGCUGGCGGGCAAGGACAAGUGGUGGGAGGAAGCGUGGUUGGCGGGCUUAUGGCGUCAGGGCCAGUAGUUAUUAUGGCUGCUUCGUUUAGUAAUGCUGCUUAUGAAAGGCUUCCGUUGGAAGAGGAUGAACAGAAUCCUCUUCUAAUGCCAGGUGGUUCAUUGGAACCUCCUGGAGGACAACAACAAUUAUUAGGUGACCCAUCGAUGUUUCAUGGGACGCCGCCACCAAACCUUCUCAACUCCAUUCAGUUACCGCCUGAAGCCACUGGCUAUUGGUCAACAGACCGACCUCCAUUCUAACUUGAAGAAAUUUAUGCAACGGGUAUUCUUGUUACUUGAGUUUUUUUUUUCCUUAACUUUUUUCUAUUACAUCGGGAGAUCAGGAAAAUGAAAGAGGGAUGACGUGAGUUGAACUCACAUUUAUUACGUCAAAGAUUUUCACCGGUACCACUUAGCGUUGGUGGUAUUCUUUUUCUUCAUUCACUUGUCUAGUUAGAUUGAACUUCUUCCCUCUCUAUCCAAGAGUUCUUAGAAAUUUUUUCUAGGAAAAGGAUUUUUUCGGGCUGUUGACCAUUUGAAGUAAGUUUUCUAGUAUUUCUUUCCUUUAGAUACCUCUUUACUUUGAAUUACAUCCUUUUUCGACUAGUUUUUUGUAUUGUUAUUGGUUUAAUUAAUGGUGAAAUGCUUGUAAUUUGAUCAAAUUAACUUUGAAAUUUUGCUGCUUUCUUGGUGACCCUCGUGCUAAUAAAAAAAUUUAAAUCUUUCAAACUAAAGCAAGUUCGAGUUUUGGAUUUUCUGUGAACCCCAUAUUUUUAUGAUAUUGAUUCAUUUGAACUGACAAUUGAGACUAGGGUGCAAAAUGUACACACUGACCUGUCCAGACCCUACUUACGAAACUACGUUGGCUGUAAACUAAGGAUACUGUUAUGAAAUCCAUAAUCAUGAUAUACUAGAUUGCAGUAAUGAGUACUAAUUAUGAGUACGUUUUUUCCUGACAAUAGCAGUCUAUAUUUACACAUAGAAUUAAGAAGUCUUCUUCUUAUGACUUAUGGUGUGUUCGGUA
Molecule: messenger RNA, 1664 nt
Organism: Capsicum annuum
Lineage: Eukaryota; Viridiplantae; Streptophyta; Magnoliopsida; Solanales; Solanaceae
Product: AT-hook motif nuclear-localized protein 24
Exons: 1
Coding region: 245-901 (218 amino acids)
Biological process (GO): vegetative to reproductive phase transition of meristem
Cellular component (GO): nucleus
Molecular function (GO): minor groove of adenine-thymine-rich DNA binding; DNA-binding transcription factor activity
Source: RefSeq, a predicted model, not a curated record